AUGAAGGUGGGCCAGCCCUGGGCGACCCCCCAGUACUGGGGGGCGAUGUCCCAAGAGGCAGUCUGUUCGUCUCAACCUUCUACAAACUGCCACAACAAAUACUCGGGCCACAAUGAUAAGGUACUCCGGAUUGUGAUGGUUGGGAAAACUGGAGCUGGGAAGAGCGCCACAGGAAACACCAUUCUGGGAAAAGAGCACUUUAAAUCAGAGUUUUCUUUUAAAUCUCUGACUAAAGUCUGUGCUAAGGCUGCUGGUGAAGUGGAUGGACAAAAGGUUGCUGUCAUUGACACUCCAGGUCUGUUUGACACCAGCACUGAUGAAGAGAAAAACAGAAACAAUAUUGGCCAGAGCGUUUCUUAUGCUUCUCCUGGACCGCAUGUCUUCCUGGUCGUCAUCAGACUGGGCAGAUUCACCGAUGAGGAAAAACAGUCAGUGAAGAAGAUUCAGGAAAUCUUUGGAAAGAAAGCGAACAAAUACAGCAUGGUUCUCUUUACCCACGGUGAUCUGCUCAAAGGGAAACCUAUCGAAGAGUUCUUGAAGAAAAGUGUAGAGCUGCAGGAACUUGUGAACAGAUGUCACGGGCAGUACCACGUCUUCAAUAAUGAGGAGAAGGAUCGUUCUCAGGUCAGAGAGCUGCUCGACAAGAUCAGAAACCUCACAGAGAAGAACGGAGGAAGCCAUUACACCAAUGAAAUGUUCCAGAUGGUAGAGAGGGCCAUAGAAGAGGAAAAACAGAGAAUCCUUAAAGAGAAAGAAGAGGAAAUGCGCAAAGAGAAGGAGGAAAUGGAGAAGGAAAUAUCGGAAAAGUUACAGUAG
This is a messenger RNA of Gymnodraco acuticeps, 816 nucleotides long. RefSeq names its product GTPase IMAP family member 4-like. Gene Ontology annotation, molecular function: GTP binding. The record is from RefSeq and is a predicted model, not a curated record. Bases 1 to 816 code for a protein of 271 amino acids. NCBI's taxonomy places the organism in Eukaryota, Metazoa, Chordata, Actinopteri, Perciformes, Bathydraconidae. The transcript has 3 exons.